Mugil cephalus (flathead mullet) is the source of this 2942-nucleotide messenger RNA. It is a transcript of the gene srrt, whose product is annotated as serrate RNA effector molecule homolog (Arabidopsis). Gene Ontology annotation, biological process: mRNA processing; primary miRNA processing. The transcript is spliced from 20 exons. The record is from RefSeq and is a predicted model, not a curated record. The coding region runs from base 111 to 2684 and encodes 857 amino acids. NCBI's taxonomy places the organism in Eukaryota, Metazoa, Chordata, Actinopteri, Mugiliformes, Mugilidae. Gene Ontology annotation, cellular component: nuclear body. Gene Ontology annotation, molecular function: nucleic acid binding.
CCGCUUCUGUACAACCUCAAGAAGAAGAUUCAACGGCGAGGAAGAGAGGAAGAGAGGAAGAGGCGCACGACGACCACGAUCAUUGUUCGUGGAAGUCACUUUAAAGAGACAUGGGGGACAGUGAUGAUGAGUAUGAUCGCAGAAGAAGAGACAAAUUCAGGCGGGAGAGGAGUGACUAUGACCGAUCAAGGGAGAGGGAGGACAGACGCAGAGAUGACUGGAACGACAGGGAGUGGGACAGAGGCAGGGAACGACGUAGCCGUGGAGAGUACCGGGAUUAUGACAGAGGUCGCAGGGAGAGAUUUACCCCACCCAGACACGACAUGAGCCCCCAGCAGAAACGCAUGAGAAGAGACUGGGAUGACCAUGGUGGAGACCCUUACCGUGGUGUGGGAUACGACUUGGGUUAUGGUGGUGGAGGAGGGGGUCCCAGCUAUGGACCACCACAGCACUGGGGCCAUCCUGACCUGCACCUCAUGCAGCCUCAUCAUGGCAUCCCCAUUCAAGCAAGGCUUGGUAACAUCCACGACAUGGACUUGGGUCCUCCUCCUCCAAUAAUGAAGAGCUUUAAGGAGUUUCUGCUGUCCUUGGACGAUUCUGUGGAUGAAACCGAAGCAGUCAAACGCUACAAUGAGUACAAGAUUGACUUCCGCCGACAGCAGAUGCAGGACUUCUUCUUGGCUCAUAAAGAUGAAGAGUGGUUUAGGUCCAGGUACCACCCAGAUGAGGCCAGUCGACUUAAGGCAGAGGCCCAGAGUGCCCUGCUCAACCGCCUGAACGUCUUUAUGUUCCUGAUGGAGAAUAGCUGGUUUGAUAACUUCUCCUUGGACAUUGAACAGACUCCAGCCAUCAUCAAGGUUCUGGACGCAGCUGUGAUAAAAAUGGAAGGUGGGACGGAUCAUGAUCUUCGUAUCCUGGACAUGCCAUCUGAAGAAGAAGAAGAGAGGGAAAAGUCGGCAUCUGUUCCAGGUGGUGCUGAGCCUCCCAAGAGAGAGGACCUCAAAUCACUGGGCAGUGACCGCAAACCCUCAGUAGAACAAGAAAAAAAUGAAAAGGAGGAGAGCGACUCUGCCAACGCUGAAAGGGCUGCCACAGCAGAAGGGGAUGAUGUGAAAGAGGAGACUGAGAAAGAAGCUGCCAAAGUAGACAUGCCUGAACCUAAGAAGCCAAGAAGAAAGAGGAAGCGCAGCGGAGACAGCGAUGACGAAGCCAGUGCCUCAGAGAGCGACUCCGACUCUGACUCAGACUCCAACUCUAACUGUUCUGACAAACCUGUGAAGAAGGAGGAGGUGGAAGACAAGGAUGAGGAGGAAGAGGAAGGCGAAGAGGAGAAACCAAAGGAGAACUCUGAGGAGGACAAGAAAGAAGAGAAGAAGCCAAAAGAUGACGCUCCCAGACCACGGCCUCUCCACAAGACUUGCUCUUUGUUUAUGAGGAACAUUGCCCCCACCAUUUCUAGGGCUGAGAUUAUUGCUCUGUGUCGACGAUACCCGGGGUUUCUGCGUGUUUGCCUGUCUGACCCACAUCCUGAGCGCAGGUUUUUCAGACGUUGCUGGGUGACGUUUGACCGUAGCGUGAACAUCAAAGAGGUCUGCUGGAACCUUCAGAACAUCCGACUGCGAGACUGUGAACUGGCACCAGGGGUGAACAGGGACCUGGCUCGGAGGGUGCGUCAUGUUAAUGGCAUCACUCAACACAAGCAGGUGCUCCGCAACGACAUCAAGCUGGCUGCCAAGCUCAUACAUGCCUUGGAUGAAAAGGGGGCCCUGUGGAGCAUUAAGUCUCAGGAAGAAGGGCAGAGCACUGAGUUGCAGGCUCAGAACCCCAUCUUGAAAAAUAUUACCGACUACCUGAUAGAGGAGGUGAGCGCUGAGGAGGAGGAGCUUCUUGGUUCAGGGAGUGGCAUGGAUACUGAGGAGAGCGCCAAGGAAGGCAACCCUGCUGAGACCACUGUGGAGAGGGAUGACAAGCUAGCCAAGGUUUUGGACCGUUUGAUCUUGUAUCUGCGUAUUGUGCAUUCCAUUGACUACUACAACACAUGUGAAUACCCCAGUGAGGAUGAAAUGCCCAAUCGCUGUGGCAUGAUCCAUGUACGUGGACCCAUUCCUCCAAACCGCAUCACACAUGGAGAAGUGCAACAAUGGCAGAAGAUGAUGGAGGAGAAGUUGAUUCCCUUGUUUAGUUUGAAAGAAGUCCUGUCUGAGGAAGAGGCGUCAAAAAUGGGCCGCAAGGAUCCAGAAGAAGAGGUGGAAAAGUUUGUGUCUGCUAACACGCAAGAGCUGGGAAAGGACAAAUGGCUCUGUCCUCUAAGUGGCAAGAAAUUCAAGGGCCCAGAGUUUGUGCGGAAACACAUCCUGAACAAGCACGGGGACAAGAUCGAGGAAGUGAAAAAGGAGGUGACAUUCUUUAACAAUUUUCUGAUGGAUGCUAAGAGACCGUCACUGCCAGAGAUGAAACUCCCUCCUCUUCCAGGCCCAGGCCAAGGUUUGCUUUCUCCCACUAUGCCAUUCCCUCCUCAGGGCCCACAGGGUCCGAUGGGUUUUGCACAACCUCGUCCACCACUCAUGGGCUACGGUGCAGGUGGACCUCCUUACCCCCCCAACCAGUAUGGAGGAGGCAGAGGCAACUAUGACAACUUCCGUGGACAGGGAGGCUACCUAGGAAAGCCACGCAACAUCAGGUGAGACCACUAAUGUCACGAGGUGAUCCACGCAACAUCAUUGAGUACCGUGACCUGGAUGCACCAGAUGACAUGGACUUCUUUUAGAAGGAUCACUUAGCCCUUUCAGUCGUCACUCUUCGUCAGUGUUGUUUUGCCCGCUUUUCGUAGUAAUGUAGGUUAUUUCUUUCUUAAAUAUCUGAUUUUGUAAUUAUUGUGCAAGUAGAACAAACUUCUGUAUUGCUGUUAACUGCUUCCUCAAUAAAGUUGUGAUUAAACUACA